AAGGCAGCUUAUACUACGUUCUGAAAUGUUCAAACUCGUUUUAGGCGACGCCGAGUACAUAGCGCUGAGUGAUCCUGCAGAAUGAUGAUCGAGCAGAUUAGGGUUUGCCUGAAGACGAAGCUUGUGUUUACCGUCAGUCAGAAACACGUGAUCAGCACGUGGGCACUCUUAGGAUACGGGAACCGUCAGAUAAGCCUGCUGCCCUGUCAGCAAGCCCGCUGCCCAUACUGGCGCAGCAUGAGACGACAUGUAUGCUCAGCUUUCCUUACAAAUUUUCUUUGCUUCGAGCUGAUUGCGCCAAGCUAGCUUUCUUCCAUUUCGCCUGCCUGUGCGCCAAUUCUGAAGAGACAACAAACAAUGGCUUCCUCUGAGCCUGUGCGUGUUAUGGUGACCGGCGCUGCUGGUCAAAUCGGUUAUGCUUUGGUGCCAAUGAUUGCUCGUGGAAUUCUGCUUGGCGCUGAUCAACCAGUGAUCCUGCACAUGCUUGAUAUUGAGCCUGCUGCUGAAGCACUGAAUGGAGUCCGGAUGGAGUUGGUCGACUCUGCAUUCCCCCUGCUCAAAGGUGUUGUUGCCACCACCAAUGUGGAGGAGGCCUGCAAGGGUGUCCAAGUGGCUAUCAUGGUCGGUGGCUUUCCCCGAAAGGAAGGCAUGGAGCGGAAGGAUGUGAUGACGAAGAACGUGUCUAUCUACAAGGCUCAGGCGUCUGCAUUGGAGAAGUUUGCUGACAAGGAUUGCAAGGUCGUGGUUGUUGCAAAUCCUGCCAACACAAAUGCGCUCAUCCUGAAGGAGUUUGCUCCCAAGUUCCCCGCCAAGAACAUCACCUGCCUCACCCGCUUGGACCACAACAGAGCCUUGGGUCAGAUUGCUGAGCGCACCGGGGCCGCCGUGUCUGACGUCAAGAAUGCCAUCAUCUGGGGCAAUCACUCUUCCUCCCAGUACCCAGAUGUGAACCACGCAGUCGUCAACGUUGAUGGCAAGGAGGUGCCGGUCAGGGAGCUAGUCAAGGAUGAUGCUUGGUUGGACGGCGAGUUUGUGAAGACGGUCCAGCAGCGGGGCGCUGCUAUCAUCAAGGCCCGCAAGUUCUCGAGCGCACUGUCAGCUGCCAGCUCAGUCUGCGACCAUGUCCGCAACUGGGUCAAGGGGACACCUGAGGGAACGUGGGUGUCUAUGGGAGUCUUGUCCGACGGCUCAUACGGCGCUCCCAAGGACGUCAUCUACUCCUUCCCGGUCACCUGCAAGAGCGGCGAGUGGACGAUUGUGCAAGGUCUAAAGAUUGACGACGCCUCUCAGAAGUUGCUAGACAUCACUGGCCAAGAGCUCGUCGACGAAAAGAAGCUUGCUUACGAGUGUUUGAAAGAGUAGGCCAAAACUGACAGCCUUGCAAUAUGUUUUGUUUUUACGAGUUUCCUUCUGAUAGUGCGACCAUCACAGAUUGGUCUCCGAAGAGAAAAGCUUGGGACCCUGCUUUGCUCAUCAGGGCAAGACCAUGCACGUUGCUUGUCUGACUGAGGAUCUUGAAGCCGUUCACAACUUUUCAGGUAGUGGAAGCGUCUCACCUUCUUGUCUUUGACCACGUUGAGAGUCUUCGCUUUCGUCUCUCACUUGGGAUCCGGCAGAAACUCUCCACUUUUACGCCUCAGUUCGGGACGGUUUGCCAAGUACUGGAAGCUGUAUUGCGAUGCUAAAUGUUUUUAUGUGCACGGUUCGUACAAUGAUCUGGCG
Messenger RNA from Klebsormidium nitens, 1722 nucleotides. The record is from the annotation of a GenBank genome assembly. Lineage: Eukaryota; Viridiplantae; Streptophyta; Klebsormidiophyceae; Klebsormidiales; Klebsormidiaceae.